Messenger RNA from Aphanomyces astaci, 804 nucleotides. RefSeq lists its product as hypothetical. The transcript is spliced from 3 exons. The coding region runs from base 1 to 804 and encodes 267 amino acids. The record is from RefSeq and is a predicted model, not a curated record. NCBI's taxonomy places the organism in Eukaryota, Oomycota, Saprolegniomycetes, Saprolegniales, Verrucalvaceae.
AUGUUGAACAUAACCCGCCUUGACCGGUCUAUUCCUCUUGACAUCGUGCUGAAAUCCGCGUUAAAUCGCGUGGCGGGGCGCCGCGAUCCGUGCAGACAAAUCAACUGUCCAGCCGCCACUCCACGCACCGACAUUCCCUCCGUCUCUUCCGCUGCGCCAGCAAAGUGCGCAAAGCUACCGCAAUGCCGGUGCAAACGCCGCAGAAAACGUUUUGGUCACCACCAGCGCAAAUCGUCGCAUAUCACGUAUCACGUUAGCCGGGUCAAGGCCAGAUACGCCAACCUAUUGGCCCUGUCGCUCGGUCAUGAAAAGAGCAACAUCCAUCAAUCCGAGCAUCAUUGUCGCCAAACGAAAGUUACUCUUCGUCUCAAUGUGGCGCACCGAGGCGAUAUCACGUCCAAGCUGACCGACUACACACCACUGACCGCACAGGACCUACCUUCUAACCCGGUUACCAACACGACCCAACCGCUGUCAACCACAGACUGUCAUAUACGUGUAAAUACUCUUCGGCACCGGCACUGCGCCACAACCGGCGGAACCACCGUCUGCAUCGACGAAAACGGACAUAUUCAUUGGCACAACGCCGACCACGCUCACGUCGAAUGCCACCAACGUGUGCCAACGGGCUGCUGUACAUCCAAGACGGCCUAUUGCGGUAUCCACCAGCUGGUGCACCCACCGACCAGUACCGGCAAACCAGCACUGCGUCACCGCGCGAGCUACCUUGGCUGUUUUCGUAUCAGCCAAAUGCUAAACCUGACGUGGAACGACGUCGCCCUCCAACAUGAUGGCGACAGCUAG